Molecule: messenger RNA, 1755 nt
Organism: Pieris macdunnoughi
Lineage: Eukaryota; Metazoa; Arthropoda; Insecta; Lepidoptera; Pieridae
Source: the annotation of a GenBank genome assembly
AUGGACUUACCAGUUUCGGCGUUUGCAGUCUACAAUUCUAACAAAACUAAAAGGAAAAAAAAAUCUAAAUCGAAAAGCAAACACCCAUUACCAUCAAAAUGUAAUACAACUAUCAACGACAAUAUUAUGGUAAAAAUAAGUGCAAAACUUAAUAAAAAACAGACAAAAGAGUCAAAGAAAAAACUAAAAAAUAAAGCUAAGAAAAAAAUAUUUAAACAACUUAAAAGAAAUUCUCAAUUUAAUGGCAAAAAGAAACUUGAAACACUGCAAAUUUCUGAUAGUGAUGAUAUUCCUGAUCUUAUACCUGGACCAAUUGAAGAUGUUAUCAAUGGUUUGGAAUCAAGCACUGCUGAGUUAGAUGAAUGUUCAAAUGUAAGCAAUGCAAGUUUUGAGUUUAUGCCAGUUCAUACUGAUAGCUCAGAAGAAGCCAUUAAAAUAUUUAAAUGGAUGAUUGCACCUUACAAUGUUGAAGAAUUUCUUAAUCAAAUAUGGGAAAAGAAACCUUUACAUAUUGCCAGAGAAAAACCGUUGUAUUACAAAGAAUUGAUAUCCACACCCAUUAUAGAUACUAUGCUAAGAAAUGAAAAUAUUCAAUUUACUAAAAACAUUGAUAUUACAUCAUAUGUUGAUGGUAAAAGAGAAACACACAACCCAGAAGGAAGAGCUCAUCCUCAUUUAGUAUGGGAUUUCUACUUGAAUGGGUGUAGUAUUCGAUUAUUAAAUCCUCAAACUUAUAUCUCACACCUUCAUUUACUCAAUGCAACUUUGCAGGAGUACUUUCACUCAUUUGUUGGAGCUAAUGCAUACUUAACUCCUCCUGAUAGUCAGGGUUUUGCACCACAUUAUGAUGACAUUGAAGCUUUUAUUUUACAAACUGAGGGGAAAAAACAUUGGCGAAUCUAUAAACCUAGGGCUGAUAAUGAAUUUUUACCAAGAGUUUCCUCUAGGAACUUCACAGAUGAUGAGAUUGGUGAACCUAUUAUGGAAGUAACUUUAGAAGCUGGUGAUAUGCUCUAUUUUCCUAGAGGAUAUAUCCACCAAGGAGUAACUAUAGAUGGGCAACAUUCUCUUCAUGUUACAAUAAGCAUGUACCAAAAGCAUUCUUGGGCAGAUUUGUUUGAAAAGAUGUUACCAGCGGCAUUACAACUAGCUGUUAAUGAUAAUGUAGAACUAAGAUAUGGACUACCAUUUGAUAUUUAUGAUAAUUUUGGCUUAGUCCAUUCAGAUUGUGACACACCACGUAAGAAAGAAAUAAAAGAUAUAAUUUUUAGUUUAUUUGAUAAGUUGAAAUCACAUUUGCCUUUAGAUGAAGCUGUUGAUCAAAUGGCUAAACAUUAUCAACGAGACGCCUUGCCACCUGUAAUUACAGAUUUAGAGAAAGCAGUUACUGUGUAUGGUGAUACUGAUGUUAUGGUGGAUGAUGGAAAAGUUAUAAAUAGGGUUGAAAUAAGUCUUGAUACAAAAAUAAGGCUUCUUAGAAAAAAUAUAAUAAGAAUGGUGUCAGAAGAGAGUAUCAGAUUGUACUAUUAUGUUGAAAACUCCUUAGAGUAUCAUGGGAGUGAAUUACCAUUUUUAGAAAUAGAAGAAGACAUGGCACCUGGCAUUGAGACACUUAUAACUUCAUACCCAGAGUAUAUUACAGUGGAAAAUCUAGAUUUACAAAAUGAUACAGACAAACUGCAGAUUGCUGAUGCAUUAUGGAGUAGGGGCCUGAUAAUGACAGAAUGUCCUUUAGAAAAUAUUGAUGAUGAAUAA